Messenger RNA from Talaromyces rugulosus, 3594 nucleotides. RefSeq lists its product as uncharacterized. Lineage: Eukaryota; Fungi; Ascomycota; Eurotiomycetes; Eurotiales; Trichocomaceae. Bases 1 to 3594 code for a protein of 1197 amino acids. The record is from RefSeq and is a predicted model, not a curated record. The transcript is spliced from 3 exons.
AUGUGGCUUUCAUUCGUUUGUCUUGCUGUCGGUUUCUACGUCGUACUCGGCGCAAGCGCUCAAAAAGCAACUAGCACGCCCAUUUCUGCUACUACUACAUCUAUCCCUUCUGUAAAACCAACAAUAUGGGAAACAGUUACUUCCAGAGUGACUACUAUUGGGUAUCUAGAUGAUGAUGGGUCGGCUCCAUCACCGGCUCCAACUUCGACAGGCUUGUUUGUUCCACCGCCCGGGGUUGAAUUAGGAGUAGAAAUUGGUGAUACCAUUACUCACACAGUUGUUACUACUAUGACGAUCACGUCUGAUUGUGGAUGUACUCGGCCCCCGACGAUAACGACGACAAUGACGGCUAUAUCGAAGACGACUAUCACAACAAUAACAUCCACUCCUCCAACGAUAACGACGACAAUGACGGCUAUAUCAAAUACGACCAUCACAACAAUAACAUCCGCUCCUCCAACGACUAUACAUACUAGUGCUACUUCAAAGCCGCCUCCUCCUCCUCCUCCUCCUCCUCCAUCUACCUCUCCAUCUACAACUACUAAACAUACCACCACCCCCACUCCAACUCCGACUCCUUCGGGAGGAAAUUGCCCUGGUCCAGGUAUAACAACAACAUCAGUCACAGUGACACUACCCGAGGCUACUUCUACCGUCACCAUCACUGCAAGUCCUACAACUGUGGUUUCUCCAAAAACGGUGAUUGACACUGUCACCCUGACUGAACCUAUAACGGACAGAUUCACGUCGACAAGAACUCUUUACAAUGAUACAACAGUGGUUGUAACAACUACCGCAACAAAAGUAACCCCAGCUACAACGGUAACAAUCACGGAUUUUUUCACCUCUACUGCCGUCUUAAACAUGACCACUACUUUAACCGAAAUAAGCACGACAACAUCAGUGCUUCCCAAGACGUUUACAGCCACAGACAAUACCACGACUAUCGUUACCUCAACAUUCAUCUCGGACGUGAUAACAACAAUGACUGAAACAAGGACGAUCACAGAUGUACCUUCUCCCAGUACAGUCACGGCAACCGUCACCAGGACUGAUCCUGCAAGCAUUAUAACAACGACAGCCACCAAGACUCCAGGUAGCGCUGUGACAGUAACAAGCAUCUCGACAACGACGUUGGUCAGCGUUUCUACUGCAAUUGGUCCGACGGUAACUAUGACAGUUACCCAGCCUGCAGUUACAGUAACAGACAGAAUAACCGAUAUUUCUACUAAACCUGGGUCGACCAUUAUCAAAACCAUUACUGAGUCUGAGCCAACAGUUGUGGUGACGGAUACAAUAACGGACGUAUCUACCGAGCUUGGCCCAACCAUAAUCAAGACUGUUUCCGAGUCCGAGCCUGCAGUGACAAUAACUGAUACCGAGCCUGGGCCAACAAUUGUCAGGACUGUUACUCAGUCUGAACAUGGGACAACCAUUGUCAAGACCGUUACUGAGUCGGAGCCUACCGUGACCGAUAUAAUAACCGACAUUUCCACUAAGACUUUGCCCGCAGUCACUGAUACAGUAACCGACAUUGCUACUGUGCCCGGGCCAACUAUCAUUAGGACUGUUACUCAGUCUGAAAAUGGCUCAACUAUAAUCAAAACAAUAACUCAGUCUGAGCCUGCAGUUACAGUGACGGACAGAAUAACCGAUAUUUCCACAGAGCCAGGGCCUACUGUUAUAAUGACCGUCACUGAGCAUGGAACUACCAUAAUCAAAACGAUGACUCAAUCCGAGCCUACAGUAACUGUCACUAAACCUGGGUCAACAAUCGUGAUAACCAACACAAAGACAAAUCCAAACCCCCCAACUACUGUACGCAUAACAGAAACAGAAUCCGCGAGCAUCGCAACCGUCACAGAGACCAUCGGCGGUAAAACGAGCAUCAAACUCAGCACCGUGGUAGACACAGACACAGCAACUGAAAUAGUCAGUAAACCAUACACAGAGACAGAUACCAUCACCAUGGAUCAUACCGAGACAGUCGAGAUUACUCGGACGAAAACUCUUAGUGGUCGAACGUCUGACGUGACCGUCACAGAUACUGUAGUUCUCACGACUAAGCCUACUUCAGUUAUUGGGUCUACAUUCACCACCGUCACCACACAACCGGCUCAAACGAUUACCCAAAGUGGCUCUGUUAUAACCAUUCCAGGUACCAAGUUGAUCACGACCAUUGCUACCAGUAUAAAAGAAACAAAGACGCAGACACACACAGUAACCACCACAUCCAGUCUAACAAUAUGUCCUACUCGAACCAUCAAUCCGACAUACACGCCUGCUGCUCCCUCACCCAGAAACUACACAUGGGGCUGUCCACCGGGCUCUCUUUGUCAGCCUUCUCAAGUCAAUUGCAAUUUCGAAAUGGGUCCACCGGCAGAUACAUACUAUUGCAGUCCCAACGAAUGCGUUCAGUCACCCAACCUCUUGUCGGCUCAAUUCUGGGGGUCCAAUGUCACAUCAGAUCAGAUUGGCCGCUUCGACGUAUCGCCGGGCUACUUCAAUCUGAACCCUUCGGAAUUUAAUCUGACCUAUGGAAUUUUCGACUUCCCACUCGGUAAUAAGCUUACCAACACAGCUCAACGAGUUAAAAGACAUCUUUUCUCUGGCCUUUUGGAAUGGUCCUACCCAUUCCAUCACCCGGCAAAGAGACAAUCUUCGUCCUCUGGUGGCGAGGAUACCAUCCCAGGGGUCUGCUAUGAUGAAUGCAACGACUGCAUGCUUGAAGCCGAGUCCAAGGGCAAAGUGCCUGCUCUCUGUGCUGCCAAGUCUGCUUUUGAAGUUCUGCUUGGCUAUUGUAACUCGUGCAUUAACAUGCACAAGAAAAAGAAAAGCCACGCUUCCACACCGCCCGAAUUCCAGCAGUUCCUGUCGUACUGCGAUACUGUUGACUCAUCGCCGCCCGGUGGGGGCUCGUCUCAUCCUUCGUCGGCACUGGGUGAUCAUACCACAACCAGGGGUGGUGGUGGUGGUAGUGGUGGUGGUGGUGGUGGUGGUGGUGGUGGACAUCCAGCGUCCUCCCCUGGCCCUGAUUCUACAGCAUCGCCGACCGGAGCAGAUCCAGAGUCUGCAGAUGCUGGAUCUACUGGUCCGAGGCCAACAUCGGGCUCUGAAGCUACUUCGACUGGAGGUUCUGGGUCCAGUGUUGCAGGCGAUGACCCAUACGGAACCUCAACUUUCAAACAUUCUUCUCGGACUAAACCAGAUACAGCUGCAACGGGUGCAACGGGUGCAACAAAAACAAAGCCAACAGCAACAGCAACAGAGCCCACCUCAGGAUCAGGAGCAUUAGCAGGAGCAACAACCACCAAACCACCCAACAGCGCUCCAUCCACGGGUGCCAACGGGGCAUCCAACACAGGAGCAAGUGGAACAACAGCUGCUUCUGCCGCCAAUACAGGCUCUGGUGAUUCCUCCAAGGCGAUCCCGUCAGGCGCAGAUCCUACCGCUCAAGCGACUUCUACUGACCCAUAUUCACCGUUGUUCAGUGGAGCAGCGAGUAGGAUCAGUGGCCGUGCUACAAUAUUCAAUCGGAUGGGGGUGAUAUGGAGUAUUGUAGGAGCUUUUAAUAUUGUCGGUGGAUACGUGUGA